Microthlaspi erraticum is the source of this 789-nucleotide messenger RNA. NCBI's taxonomy places the organism in Eukaryota, Viridiplantae, Streptophyta, Magnoliopsida, Brassicales, Brassicaceae. The record is from the annotation of a GenBank genome assembly.
AUGCGUGAGGUGAUUCGUCUGGGACAUGGGUGGGUUGUUGGGGAUGGUCGAAAUGUCGACUUCUGGACAGUCAAGUUGAUCGGGAAUGAUACUCUUAUUGACGUGUUGGUGGAGGAAUUACCAGAGGAAUUGAGACAUCUCAAAGUAUCAGAUCUAUGGUUGGAGGGUCUCGGAUGGGACAUGUCAAGAAUUGCACAGUUUUUAUCGGAGGAGACAAGAUUAGAGUUGGCAACUGUGGUAGUUGAUAAUGUGACAGGAGCGAGAGAUCGGUUAUCAUGGAGGGAGACACCUGAUGUUUGGUGGGCAUGGAAAUGGAGAUGCGGGAACGUUUUCGGGGAUAACACUCUCUGGAGAGACAGAGUGAAAUUUGUGAAGGAAUAUGUCAAAGAGGUAUCAGCCGGAAGAAUCGGGGAACAUGGUGUGAGAUCGACCAAUAGGCAGGAGCGCCUAAUUUCGUGGACACCGCUAUUGGUGGGUUGGACGAAGCUUAAUACAGAUGGCGCAUCACAUGGAAACCCGGGUGCAGCAACGGCUGGUGGAGUGCUACGUAAUGGGGAUGGGCAGUGGUGUGGUGGCUUUGCUUUGAACAUUGGGCGCUGCACAGCGCCGUGGGCAGAGUUGUGGGGCGUGUAUUAUGGGCUUUGCAUUGCUUGGGAGAAGCAAGUCCGGCGCCUAGAGGUAGAGAUUGAUUCAUCAAUGGUGGUUGGGUUCUUGACGACAGGGAUUUCAGAUACACAUCCUUUGUCUUUCCUGGUACAGUUGUGCUACGGCUUUGCUUUGAAGGAUUGA